Messenger RNA from Prorocentrum cordatum, 4839 nucleotides. The record is from the annotation of a GenBank genome assembly. Lineage: Eukaryota; Dinophyceae; Prorocentrales; Prorocentraceae.
AUGCGCCCUCCAGCGGGUCCCGCAGCCCGGCGUUGCCGCAGUCCGCGCCCGAGCUGCCGCCCUUCCUGCAGCACCCGAGCGGCGCCACGACGCUUCCGCCGGCCGGCCCCUGGGGCCUGCAGCCAGGCGACGCCCCGCAGCACGCCGCCCGUGGCGCCCGCGGCGCCCCGACGACGCCUGGCAGCGCCGGCUCUUCGCUGCCCGUGGGCACCGCGCAGCUCGGCGCCGAGACGCCCCCGCGGGACGCCCCGCCCGACGUGCCGGGCGGGCUGUCCGUGCCGCCCGGCGGGCCGGAGGGGCCGUGCCGGGGGGCCCUCGGCGACCCGCGGGCGGCCCCGCCGCAGCUCCCCGGGGCGCGCUCGGCGCAGCCGGCAGCUGCGCCCCAGCCCGCGCCAGCCUGAGGACCAGAUCGGGCCGCGGACCGUUGAGCAGAUGCUGCCGCCCCGCACCGCCGAAGAGCUGCUGCCCCGCACGGAGGACCAUCUCGGGCCCGACGCCAUGGAGCAGCCCCCGCCCCGCACCGCAGGGCAGUUGUCGCCACCCUCGGUUGACACGCACGAGCCGCUGGCCCCCAGCUCCAUGGACCAGCUGCCGCCACGCACGUCCGAAUUGCUGGCGCCGCGGACCUUCGAGCAGCUCCCGCCGCGAACCUCCGAGCAGCUUCCGCCGCGCACCGCCGAGCAGCCACCGAAGCGCAACGACAAGCAGAUGUGGCCCCGCACCGCUGAGCAGCUGAUCCCCGGAUCGAUGGGUCGGCUGCCACCGCACACGGCCGAGCAGUUCUCGCCGAGCACAGCGGAGCAGGUGUGGCCGCGCUCUGCCGAGCAGCUGCCUGGACCAGCUGGCUGGGGCCCUCCGCACUCCAUGGACAACCUGCCACCACGAACAGCGGAGACAAGGCCCCAGUCCAUGGACAGGAUGCCGCCGCGAGCGGCGGAGUCGAUACCACCCCCGCGCACCGCCGAGCAGCUGCUUCCCCGCUCCAUGGGCCAGCCGCCGCGAACGGCGGAGACGAUGCCCCCACCCACCGCCGAGCAGCUGCUUCCCCGCUCCAUGGGCCAACCGCCGCGGACGGCGGAGUCGAUGCCCCCGCGCACUGCGGAGCAGUUGCUGCCUGGCGCUGAUGGCGCCCUGCUGCUCCAUUCCGAGCAGGUGGCGCAUGGCCCCUCCGAGCAGUUGCCUCCGAGUUCCGCGGACCAGCCACCGCCGAGAACAACGGAGACACCCCGAUCCAUGGACCAGUUGCCGCAGCGAACGGCGGAGGCGAAGCCCCCACGCACCGCCGAGCAGCUGCUGCCCAGGAACAUGGACCAGCUGCCCCCGCGAACAGCGGAGUCGAUGCCUCCGCGCUCCGCAGAGCAGUUCACACCUGGCCAUGAGCGUGCUCGCACGACGCUGCCGCCCAGCGCCGAGCAGGUGGCUGGCUCCGCCGAGCAGCUGCUUCCGCGCUCCAUGGACCAGCUGCCGCCUCCGCGCACCGCCGAGCAGCUGCCGCCGCUCGGCACCGCGGAGCAGUCGCCGCACGCGUUGCCGACAGACACCGAGCAGCUGCUGAUGCGCGGCCUGGAACAGGUGCUGCCUCCAAGCGGGGAGCAGCUCCACCACGAGGGCCAGCCCUACUCGAUGCCGCUCACGUCCUCCGUGCUGGCCCAGCAGCAGUACGCCGCCCAGAUCACAGAGCUCGAAGCCCUAGCCGUGGAGUACGUGCAGCGCAACCACGACCUCGAGGCUGUCUUGGGGUCCAUGAGAUCGACUGAGCAGAAGCAGCUGGAAGAGAUCGAGGUGCUGAGGUCGAGGCUGCUGCUGGCAGAGCACGCGGGCCCCCAGGGCCUGGGGUCGUCCCAGGACGAGGCCGACCGCCAGCUCAGGAUUGAUGAGCUGGAAGGCCGCUCGGCAGAGAUGCAGCAGGCGCUGGAGGGCGCAGCCGUGGCCGCAGAGCGGCAGAGCUGGCUGCAGCAGGACUUGGAGAAGCUGCUCGAGGAGAGGGAGGCCUCGAACCGGGCAUUGGAGGUGGAGGUGGAGCGACUGAGGCAUGCGGCCAGCGAUGCCGCCGAGGCCGAGAGAGCCGAGAGAGCCCAGAGCCAGGCCGCCGCAGAGGGCAGCGCUCUGCACAUCCGGGCCCUGGAGGAGGAGAAGCGCGCCAUGAAGCUGGACCAAUCCGCGCUCGUCGAGCGCGAGGUGGAGGCUACCGAGAGGGCGGACCAGCUCGCCAGGCGGACCUCGCAGCUGGAGGCGGAGAUCGUGGCCCUCAAGCAGGAGCACGUCCGCGUCGCAGACCUCGAGGAGGAGGCCCGGGCUGCGGCGGACCAGCAGGGCUCUCGCGCGGCGCGGCUGGAGAAGGAGCUCGAUGCCGCCAGGCUCGACGCGGACAGGCGCCGCGGCGCCCAGGGCGCCGCAGAGGCCCGGGCAGCGGAGGCCAGUGCCGCCGCCGAGGGGCACUUGCGGCGCAGCGCGGAGCUCGAGGAGCUCCUGCGGGCGCAGGCCGGCGAGGUGGAGCUCCUGCGGCAGGAGCGCGCGCGGGCGCUCGAGCUCCAGGCGCAGGCCCAGGCGAGCGCCGAGCAGAGCGCCGGGCGCAGCCGCGGGCUGGAGGCCGAGGCCGGAGGCCUGCGGGAGGAGCGCGACCGCGCGCUGGCCGCGGCGGCGGAGGCCGCGCGCCGCGGGGAGCAGGAGGCCCGCGGGGCCCAGGAGCGGCAGGCGCAGGCGGAGGGCCGGGGGCGGGCGCGCGCGCAGCAGCUGGAGGAGGAGCUCCGCGCCCUGCACCGGGAGCGCGGGCGGUGGGCGGAGGAGGAGGCAGAGGCGAGGUCCGCCAGAGAGGAGCACGCGGGUCAGAUCGCGGCGCUGGAGGCCGCGCUGGCGGACGCGGGCAGCGGCCGGCGGCAGGGCGAGGCGCACGCCGCGGAGCUGGAGCGGGCGCUGGAGGAGGCCAGCCGGCGCAACGAGGAGCUGGAGGCGAAGCUCGCCGCGCAGCAGGAGGGCCAGGAGCUGUUGGCGCUGGGGGCGACGCGGAUUGAUGAGCUGGAGGAGCAGGUGUCGCGAGGCUGGCAGUGCGAGCGGGAGCUCGAGAAGCUGCUGGCCCACGGAGCGGCGCGGAUCGAGGAGCUGGAGGAGCAGGUGGCGCAGGGUCGGCGGUGCAGGCAGCAGCUCGAGGAGGAAGCUGCGCAGCGUGAGGGGCGCAGGCGGGAGCUCGAGAGCCUGCUCGGGGCGGCGGAGGACAGGGGGCGGCAGCUGAAGGAGCUGGCCGAGGAGGGCUUGGCUCGCACCCGCGGCAUGGAGGGCCUUCUCGUGCAGCGCAGCGAGAAGCUGGAGGAGCUGCGGGAGAUGGCGGCCGCGCGCGCGGAGAAGCUGCAAGAGCAGGUCGGCAGCGCAUGGCAGGACCAGUCGGAGCACCUGCGGCUCCGGCAGGACAAGCUGGUCGUCGAGCACUCCCGGCGCUCGCAGGAGUUGGAGCUAGACCAGGCGUCGAUGCACGUCAACCGCGGCAUGGAGCUGGAGGCCGAGCUCAGAAGGUCGAAGCAGGCCGAGAAGGCACAGCUCGCGCGCAUCGCGCAGCAGGAGCAGGCGAUCGAGAGCCAGGACGCCAGGCAGGCCAGACCGAUGGCCGAGUUCUCCGCGGUCUCGCAGCCGAUGGGCGAGCUGGAGGAGGUGAUCGGCAAAGUGAGGCAGCUUGAGCGAGACCUCGCCAGCCAAAGCACCACGGUCGCGGAGCUGAGCGACAGGGUCAACGAGCAGGCCGGAAGUGCGAGGGGCGGCGACGCGGCGCUGCUGAGCGGCGAGGUGGUGCGGCUGGGCAGCGCCGUCGAGAAGUUGCGGGAGCGGCUCGGCCUGCGGGGCCUGCGCGGCAAGCUGGACGAGGAGAUGUCGCGGCUGAGCGCGCUGAGCGCGACCGCGGCGGACCUCGGCGCUCAGGCCGCCGCCACGACGCCAGAGUCGUUCUCCCCAAUCCCGUCCGAGGGAUCGCACGCGAUCGCGGGCGCCAAGCACGCCGCCUCGACCCGCGCAGAGGCCGUGAGCGACCAGCUCUCGAGGAGCCAGGCGGCCACCGCGACGCAGCCUGUGGCCGAGGCCGCCGCCCUGCAGCGCCCCACGCCGCGCGCAGAGGGGCAGAGCGUGCUGGACCCGGCCACCGCCGUGCGGGGGGCGCCGCCCGAGCGGGCGCUGCCGCCCGUGGUCACCACGGCGACGACGGUACAGGCGCAGGCGCCGGCAGCUCUGGUCGCCGCCGCGCGCGCGCGCAGCGGCAGUGCGUCGCCGAUGCCCGCCAGCAGCCGAACGAGGCAUCCUGCAAGCGUGCCGCUCUCAGGCCCGACAGCAAGCCGCCCGGCCCCCUUCGUCUUCAGCACAGGCAGCGGGCCGCAGACGCAGACGCGGGUGGCACGGGCGGCCCAGACGCCGCUGCGGGCGGCGCGGCUGCCGCCGCACGCAGGGUCAGCGGCACCGGCGCAGGCGUGGCGCACCGUCGCCGCCCCCGUGCCGAUCGCCCAGCCGGCCCUGCAGCUCGCCGGCGGGGCCUGGGCCGCAGUGCCUGCUGGUGUCGCGAGCGGGCCCAAGGUGCUGCAGAUGGCACCGGGCAGCUCGCCGGGAGUGCCCGCGUCCGGCCACCCGGCGCAGACCGCCGCAGCAGCGUCGGCACGGCUGUCCAGGGCCACCGCCGGUGCCCAGGAGCCUUUCAGCGUCAACAUACACUCUGCCCCGGACACGAUUCCCAGCGCAGGCGCCCCCCAGGAUCCAGACGUGGGCCUGGCCGCGGCGAUGGCAGGCCUCAUGACGGAGUGGCGAGCGGAGAGCAAUGCUGGCGCGGCGCCGCGCGCCGGAGUGGCGCAGCCGCCCGCCAUCACAUGA